Messenger RNA from Hevea brasiliensis (rubber tree), 3345 nucleotides. Its product is annotated as putative calcium-transporting ATPase 13, plasma membrane-type. The transcript has a single exon. The coding region runs from base 120 to 3179 and encodes 1019 amino acids. Gene Ontology annotation, cellular component: intracellular membrane-bounded organelle; membrane. Gene Ontology annotation, biological process: calcium ion transmembrane transport. Gene Ontology annotation, molecular function: P-type calcium transporter activity; ATP hydrolysis activity; ATP binding. NCBI's taxonomy places the organism in Eukaryota, Viridiplantae, Streptophyta, Magnoliopsida, Malpighiales, Euphorbiaceae. The record is from RefSeq and is a predicted model, not a curated record.
CAUCGCACCUCCGAUUAUUGAAUUUCUUACACAAAAAUAUCUUUUUUUUUUCCCUCAAUCCCCGCGCCUUUCUGUUUUCAGUCCCUUAGGAUCUACAAAAUAUAACUAGCGCCAUAAACAUGUCUAAUUUUUUGCGUUCAAGUAUUGAGUACUUGCUUGAUGUGCCCUCUACAGUUAGCCAGCCCAAAAAAAGGUGGCAUUUGGCAUUUGCCACCAUCUACUGUUCCAGAACCAUACACUCUCUUGCCAGGGUCUCUAUGGCUAACAAAAAAACCGGCAAACUUUCUCCCUCUCAUUCUUUUAUUAUACUCGAUAUUAACCCACACAACAGCUCCUUCAACAUCAAUCAAGCAAAUCUCACUGAGCUUGUAAAAAAGAAAAAUCACAAACGACUUCGGCAAUUAGGUGGCGUUGCAGGUAUAGCCUCUGCUAUUAAAACCGACAUAGAAGGUGGCAUCUGUGGAGGUGUCCAAGACAUCGCUCGUCGCCAAGAGGCAUUUGGCUCCAACGCCUAUAAGAAACCACCGACAAAGAGCUUUUUCCAUUUUUUGGUCGAAGCUUUUAAAGAUCUUACUAUUGCCAUUCUUUUAGCCUGUGCAGCACUUUCUCUUGGCUUCGGCAUUAAGGAACAUGGUUUAAAGGAAGGUUGGUACGAUGGUGGCAGUAUUUUCGUUGCUGUGUUUCUCGUCAUCGCUGUCUCUGCUGUAAGCAAUUACAGGCAAAAUAGACAAUUUGAUAAAUUGUCCAGAGUCAGCAACAAUAUCAAAAUUGAUGUUGUAAGACAAGGUCGGCGACAACAGGUUUCUAUAUUUGAACUUGUUGUCGGAGAUGUUGUUUGUCUCAACAUAGGAGACCAAAUCCCUGCUGACGGAUUGUUCGUAGAUGGGCAUUCCUUGCAAAUUGACGAAUCCAGCAUGACAGGGGAAAGCGACCACGUUGAAGUUAAUCACGACCAAAAUCCAUUCUUGUUCUCUGGCACCAAGGUCGCUGAUGGCUAUGGCAGAAUGCUUGUUACAUCAGUAGGAAUGAACACAACAUGGGGAGAAAUGAUGAGCCAUAUCAGCCGCGACACCAGUGAACAGACACCUUUGCAGGCUAGGCUUAAUAAGCUCACCUCAUCAAUUGGCAAGGUCGGUCUGGCUGUUGCUUUCCUUGUUCUUGCAGUCUUGUUGAUUCGUUACUUCACUGGCAACACGCAAGAUGAGAAUGGAAAUAGGGAAUUUAAUGGCAGCAAGACAAAAGCAGAUGAUAUAGUGAAUGCAGUGGUGGGAAUUGUAGCAGCUGCGGUCACAAUUGUUGUAGUGGCAAUCCCAGAAGGACUGCCAUUGGCUGUUACACUCACUCUAGCUUAUUCGAUGAAGAGGAUGAUGGCCGAUCAAGCAAUGGUGAGGAAGCUCUCUGCUUGCGAGACUAUGGGCUCUGCCACCACAAUUUGUACCGACAAAACGGGCACGCUUACAAUGAACCUGAUGAAGGUAACAAAAUUUUGGCUAGGCCAAGAAUCAAUGGAGCAGAGCACUUCUUCCAUUUCCCCACAUGUUCUUGAAUUGAUCAAACAAGGAGUUGCCCUUAAUACAACGGGUAGUGCCUACAGAGCAAAUCCAGAAGCUGAGUACGAAUUCUCAGGUAGUCCCACAGAAAAAGCAAUUCUUUCUUGGGCCAUCCUGGAUCUGGAAAUGGAUAUGGAGGAACAGAAGCAGAGUUGCAUCACUGUCCAUGUCGAAGCUUUCAACUCACAAAAGAAAAGAAGUGGUGUUUUGAUAAGGAAGAAGCUUGACAACACAAUCCACGUACACUGGAAAGGAGCUGCAGAGAUGAUACUAGCAAUGUGCUCAAGUUAUUAUGAUGCUUCCGGAAUAAUGAAAGAUUUGGAUGAUCAGCAAAAGAGUGUAUUCAAGAAAAUUAUUCAAGGCAUGGCAGAUAAUAGCCUUCGCUGCAUCGCUUUUGCUCAUACACAAAUAUCAGAACAACAGCAUGGAGAAGGGAUGGAAGGGAAAAAACUCAAAGAAAACAGCUUGACGCUACUAGGACUUGUGGGUAUCAAGGACCCAUGUCGACCAGGGGUGAAGAAAGCUGUGGAAGCUUGCCAACAUGCUGGAGUGAAUAUCAAAAUGAUUACUGGCGACAAUGUUUUCACUGCAAGAGCUAUAGCCAUCGAGUGUGGAAUAUUGAAUCCUGGUCAGGAUAUGUUCAGUGGAGCUGUAGUAGAAGGAGAAGAAUUUCGCAACUACACACAUAAGGAAAGAAUGGAGAAAGCAGAUAAAAUAUGUGUGAUGGCAAGAUCUUCCCCUUUCGAUAAACUUCUCAUGGUGCAGUGCCUGAAACAAAAAGGCCAAGUGGUGGCUGUCACUGGUGAUGGAACUAAUGAUGCACCAGCGUUGAAAGAAGCAGAUAUUGGGCUGUCUAUGGGUAUUCAGGGCACAGAAGUUGCCAAGGAAAGCUCAGAUAUUGUGAUUUUGGACGAUAAUUUUGCUUCUGUGGCCACAGUUUUGAGGUGGGGAAGGUGUGUUUACAACAAUAUACAGAAAUUUAUUCAGUUCCAGCUCACCGUCAAUGUUGCUGCCCUGGUAAUCAAUUUCGUGGCAGCGGUUUCAGCCGGUGAAGUUCCGUUGACAGCAGUCCAGCUACUGUGGGUGAAUUUGAUCAUGGACACACUUGGUGCUCUGGCUUUGGCUACGGAACAACCCACCAAAGAGCUCAUGGAUAAGGCACCAGUGGGCAGAACUGAGCCGCUUAUCACCAACAUUAUGUGGAGAAACCUAUUGGCUCAAGCUUUGUAUCAGAUAGCUGUUCUCUUGACACUUCAAUUCAAGGGCGAAUCCAUCUUUGGCGUGGCAGAGAAGGUAAAUGACACCUUAAUCUUCAAUACAUUUGUUCUCUGCCAAGUGUUUAAUGAAUUCAAUGCAAGGAAGUUGGAAAAGAAGAAUGUGUUCAAGGGGAUACAUAAGAACAAGUUAUUCUUGGGAAUCAUUGGGAUAACCAUUGUCCUUCAGGUGCUGAUGGUGGAGUUUCUGAAAAAGUUUGCAGAUACAGAGAGGUUGAAUUGGGGUCAAUGGGGUGCAUGCAUUGGAAUGGCAGCUCUUACAUGGCCAAUUGGUUGGGUUGUCAAGUACAUGCCUGUUCCAGAAAGACCAAUUUUUAGCUAUUUAAAUUGGAGGAUGCAGAAUUCGGAAAAUUGAUUGAUUCUUGUAUUGUUGUUGAUUUUUUUUCCCUUUUUGUUAUUCUUUCGUUGGGGUAGAUAGAUAGCCAUUUGCACCAAAUAAAUAGAGAUGAAUAUUCAUUGUAUAAGUUCUUUUCAUUCCCUCAGCAGAUAGAAUGCAUCCAUUUGAUUUAUUGUUAGAAAAA